AUGGAUCGCGGUUAUCUGCGAGCAUUUCACGAUCGCUCACAAUACACACUCCAUAAACCAAGUGAGAAUUUCAUGACUGAUGCUCUGACGUUAAGAGAUUUAUCUAAAACCUAUAGAAAUGGAUUCCAAGCACUCAAAGGAAUCAAUUUGACUGUUCCAGAAGGAGAGUUUUAUGCACUUUUAGGACCAAAUGGCGCUGGUAAAUCGACAACAAUCAGUAUUAUCAGUUCCUUAGCACGGAAAACCUCAGGUACUGUGGAAAUUUUUGGUCAUGAUUUAGAUACCCACCCUUCACAUGCAAAGCAAUGUUUAGGUGUCGUUCCUCAAGAAUUUAACUUCGGUCAAUUUGAAAAAAUCUUCGACAUCUUAGUCACUCAAGCGGGUUAUUACGGUAUUCCGCCUAAAAUUGCACAACAACGUGCUGAAGAAUAUUUAGAAAAAUUAGGUUUAUGGGAUAAGCGUAAUACUCAGGGGCGCAUGUUGUCUGGUGGUAUGAAACGCCGUUUAAUGAUUGCGCGAGCCAUGAUGCAUGAACCUAAACUUUUGAUUUUAGAUGAACCCACUGCAGGUGUAGACAUCGAGUUACGCCGUUCAAUGUGGGAUUUUCUUACAGAAAUGAAUGAAAAAGGCACCUCGAUCAUUUUAACCACACACUACUUAGAAGAAGCAGAAAUGCUUUGUCGUCAGAUUGCGAUUAUUGACCGUGGUGUUAUCAAAGAAGAUACAUCGAUGAAAGCAUUCUUAAACCAAUUGAGUGAAGAAUCUUUUAUUUUCGAUUUAGAAAAUCCGAUUGAACCAAUCAUGAUUGAUAUCAUUGGUGUGAAGUUUAAUCUGAUUGACCCAAUGACCUUAGAAGUCACGAUGGAUAAAGCGCAUUCUUUAAAUGAUUUAUUUCAGCUUUUAGAAGCGCAAGGCAUUCGUGUUCGCAGUAUGCGCAAUAAAUCAAAUCGUCUUGAAGAAAUGAAUUUUACUCAACUACGUAUUGCACUCUAUACAUUAGUUCAAAAAGAAAUCCGCCGCUUUAUGCGAAUUUGGCCGCAAACCUUAUUACCGCCUGCGAUCACCAUGAGCUUGUACUUUGUGAUUUUUGGUAAUUUGGUCGGUUCUCGUAUUGGGCAAAUGGGUGGAUUUAGCUAUAUGCAAUUCAUCGUGCCGGGCCUCAUCAUGAUGGCGGUGAUUACAAACAGUUAUGCCAACGUAUCUUCAAGUUUCUUUAGUGCUAAAUUCCAAAAAAGUAUCGAAGAACUGAUCAUGAGUCCAGUUCCAUUACAUAUGGUCUUAUGUGGUUAUGUGAUUGGUGGUGUUGCCCGUGGCGUUCUUGUUGGGGCAAUUGUCACUGCAAUGAGUUUGUUCUUUACAGACCUUUAUAUCCAUAAUAUUUUCGUCACGAUAUAUACCGUUAUUAUUACCUCGCUACUGUUCUCUUUAGGUGGUUUUAUCAAUGCUGUAUAUGCAAAAUCGUUUGAUGAUAUUUCGAUUAUCCCAACCUUUGUAUUAACACCCCUCACCUACUUAGGCGGUGUGUUUUAUUCGAUUAGUGCUUUAAGUCCAUUUUGGCAAAAUCUGUCUUUAAUUAACCCGAUUGUAUAUAUGGUCAAUGCUUUCCGUUUCGGAAUUUUAGGUCAUAGUGAUGUCAAUGUUUCAUUGUCUUUACUUAUCGUGACCCUUUUCUGUGGCGUACUUUAUGCAAUUGCCUACUAUUUACUUUCUCGUGGUUCAGGAAUGCGUGAAUAA
Messenger RNA from Oppiella nova, 1734 nucleotides. The record is from the annotation of a GenBank genome assembly. NCBI's taxonomy places the organism in Eukaryota, Metazoa, Arthropoda, Arachnida, Sarcoptiformes, Oppiidae.